This is a messenger RNA of Xenopus tropicalis (tropical clawed frog), 1021 nucleotides long. RefSeq names its product VENT homeobox 3, gene 2 (gene ventx3.2). The transcript has 3 exons. Gene Ontology annotation, biological process: regulation of DNA-templated transcription; regulation of transcription by RNA polymerase II. The record is from RefSeq and is marked provisional. Gene Ontology annotation, cellular component: nucleus. Gene Ontology annotation, molecular function: DNA binding; DNA-binding transcription factor activity, RNA polymerase II-specific. NCBI's taxonomy places the organism in Eukaryota, Metazoa, Chordata, Amphibia, Anura, Pipidae. The coding region runs from base 31 to 879 and encodes 282 amino acids.
GUGGAAGGGGAAACACAAACGUGAAGGACUAUGGAGAAGAGACCAUACUCAGUGGCAUGGCUUUCAGAGAGCAGUCAGAGGAAACCCCUCUGCACCAAUGUGGAUCUAUUGGGAUACAAAAGUGGAAAUCCAGACUUGCCGCCUAACAGGGAAUACAAUGUCUCAUUGCCAUCGAGAGUUAUAUUGCCAACUCCGGACUACAGAGAGAAGGAAAAUUAUUGUGGAAGGAAUGUCCACAAUGGAGAGAGAAGCCCACCGGUUAGAGACCAACUGCAUUUCCACCCAGCACCACAAGAGCUUACUACAUCUCGAAGGACUUCAAUAGAGGUUUCCGCUGAGUCAAGCACUGACCAACGAGUCAUUGGCAUGACUGACACCAAUAAGAAGACAAAAUCUGUAUGUGAUGAAGAUGCCGCUUCCAGAGCCCGCACCAAGUUCACCGCUGAGCAGCUGGAGGAGCUUGAGAAGAGCUUCAAGGAGAACAGAUACAUUGGAUCCAGUGAGAAAAGGCGGCUGUCCAAGGUGCUGAAACUCUCUGAGAAUCAGAUCAAAACCUGGUUUCAGAAUAGAAGGAUGAAGUUCAAGCGCCAAACACAAGAUGCAAGGGUUGAAGCUUUCUUUUCAGGACUUUAUUUGCCUUAUUAUGGUUACCCCGACCUUCCAACACCUGGAUAUUCCGUCCAGUCGGAGUUUCCUGUCCUGGCUCCUCAGACAAUGGCAGCCUCAUCUAUUCCAUUUGGCCCUCUGCACUCUACUGUAAUGUCACCUGGACUCCAUCCAGCUAUUCCUUCCGCAAACCUUGGCUCUUAUCCAUGCUCUUCCAUGCUUGUACGCCCAAUACUCAAUGAGCCCACCCGACAAAGAUACAGCCCAUACUAACUGAAAGCAUUCUUGGAGCACCAUUGUUAUUAUUUUUUAUGGACACAUUCAAUUAUUUAUUAUAAGUUAUUACACAAUGUAAAAAAGAGAACAUUCUGUUUUAUUACUAAUUUUAAUAAUAAAAAAAAUCUGUUUUAAUGCA